AUGGGCUCGUGUUUCAGUUCGGAAAAGGCAAGUGACGGAGAAGAACGGAAGAGGAGCCAGAUGAUCGAUAAAACGCUCUAUGAAGAUGCCAGGAAAUUACGGAGGGAAUGCAAAAUCUUACUUCUCGGCUCCGGCGAAAGCGGAAAGUCGACCAUCGUCAAGCAGAUGAAAAUUAUCCAUCACAAAGGCUUCUCGCCCGAAGAAUGCGCUUUAUAUCGCCCUACCAUCUACAAGAAUCUGCUGGAGUGUGCCAAAUCGCUCAUCGGUGCUUAUCGCCAGUUCGACGUUGAGCCCGCCAGUACAAAGGUCCAAGGGUUUGUCGACUUUCUGUGGGACUACAACGUGGAUCCGGACCCGCAAAAACCGCUCGAUCCCAGGGUGGGAGAAGCCGCAACAUAUCUCUGGAAUGACCCAUGUACGUCAACGGUGUUGGAACGCCAGAAUGAGUUCUACCUGAUGGACUCGGCACCAUAUUUCUUCGAGGAAGCAAAACGAAUAGCGUCCGCGGACUAUUUGCCCAAUCAGGAUGAUAUACUACGUGCAAGAACCAAGACAACCGGCAUCUACGACACACGAUUCGAGAUGGGCCAAUUAAAAAUCCACAUGUUCGAUGUUGGAGGACAGCGGAGCGAACGCAAAAAGUGGAUUCACUGUUUUGAAAAUGUCACCUCCAUUAUCUUCUGUGUCGCAUUGAGCGAGUACGAUCAGGUUUUGUUGGAAGAAGCCCAUCAAAAUCGGAUGAUAGAGUCCCUGAUCUUAUUCGAUUCUGUCGUAAACUCGCGGUGGUUCUUGCGAACAAGUAUCAUCCUCUUCCUGAACAAAGUGGAUCUCUUCCAGAAGAAGCUUCCCCGAUCACCACUAAGCAACUACUUUCCUGAUUAUUCCGGGGGCGACGACUACAAUCGAGCCGCUAAAUAUAUUCUUUGGAGAUUCAACCAAGUCAAUCGCGCGCAUCUCAAGCUUUAUCCCCACUUAACACAAGCGACCGACACGACAAAUAUUCGAUUAGUCUUUGUUGCCGUGAAGGAGACGAUUCUACAAAAUGCCCUAAAAGAUUCUGGAAUUUUGUAG
This is a messenger RNA of Monascus purpureus, 1071 nucleotides long. The record is from the annotation of a GenBank genome assembly. Lineage: Eukaryota; Fungi; Ascomycota; Eurotiomycetes; Eurotiales; Aspergillaceae.